Molecule: messenger RNA, 7626 nt
Organism: Nomia melanderi (Alkali bee)
Lineage: Eukaryota; Metazoa; Arthropoda; Insecta; Hymenoptera; Halictidae
Source: RefSeq, a predicted model, not a curated record
UUUACUAAGAGAGCGACGAAUCCUCGGAAAGGUUCAGUGCGGAACGCGCUCUCGAACUCGAAGGAUCCUUCGUCCUCCUUUGAUCCCCCACGCCCGUUUUUCUCGCACGAUAGACAAAGAGAGGAACACUUUCCCCCCCGAAGCCGGGCCAAGCGGAGAGUCGCGAGGGAACCUCCUUUUUGCUACCGGUGGCCAACCGAGAGACCCGGCCGACACACCACGCUCGCCGAUCGUUCCUUUUAAUCUCGAUGAACGCCGAUCUCGGGGCUGGAGUGUCACUUCUGAGGCUACCACGCGCGGACCAGCUGCUGAUCUAGCGGGACACUAGACACCAGUGUUGUUGACGAGGAUAGGAUCGACGACGCGGGAUGAUCGACAGGACGAUCGUUGUGGUCCUUCUUGGACUGCUAGGACUGGGAUACGGUUUACAAUGCCCGAAACAGAAGACAUCGCCUGGAAGGGAGGUCGUCUGUUACACUUCCGUUUCCGACGUCGGGAAACUGACGAACGCACUGUGCAGGUGCACCACGCUGGUGCAUCAAGGAUACGACGUGCGAAAUCUCUCGACUUCCGACUUUGAGGACUUCCGGAAUUCGCUGAAGAAGAUCAACCCGCCUCUGCAGUUCAUGAUUUCCGUCGAAGACCCCGCGAAGACGCUGAGGACUUCCGGUACAGUACGCCAGGAGACCAUCGCUCGUCUGCUCGGGAUCUUGAAAGACAUCGAUGGAGUCCAAUUAAACAUGACAGCUGGUACGAAGGAACGACUGCUAGAUUUUGUGAAAGGACUGAAGGAUGAGCUGGUGAGGAAGUCGCAGGAUAAGAGAAUCUUCGUGGUUCUAUCCACGAAAGGUGAAGAUCUGGCGAAGCAGUUCGAUUUGAAGGAGCUAACGAAGUAUGUGGAUCUAUUUACGCUCCCCACGCAUUACUUGGCCGAAGAUGACGACGACAGUCAUACUUUCCAUCCGUCGCGAUUGAUGGGUUUGUUCGAUUUGUACAAUGCGGAUAGUUUGAUCGAUUUGAUCAGCGGCUUGGGAGCUCCCAAACGGAAAAUUCUGGUAUCGGUACCUGCGACCGCUUACAAGUUCAUUUUGAAGGAUGAGGAUGGCAAUGCGCCUGGAUCGCCAACAGAGGAAAAGCAGCCAAUCAUUAUUGAUCGCAAACAGUUGUGUAACUCCCUUAACAAUGGAGAGUGGACCGUCGAGAGAGAUGAAGAUCUCACAGCACCCUAUGCUUUCAAGAAUAAAACGUGGAUCGCUUUUGAAGACAAAAUUUCUAUCGCUAUCAAGGGAAAAUAUGCACUGCUUCGAGAACUGCCAGGACUUGCUAUUUACGACAUCGAAAAUGACUUCGAAACGCAAUGCGGAAAGCCUCUCACUCAUGAAAUUCAUCAUUCGUUCACAGACUUCAAGAGAAAGUCGAGGGCUGCCGUCCUGAACGCUUUGGAAGACGAUUUACAUCAAACUCAAUUAACUUAUCCAACAAAAGUUAAAUCAUCCGAAUACCGAGUAGUCCGUGUAGUAGAUACGGAAGGACAUAUUCGAGCUGUGCGCGAGAACACUCAGACUGAAUUCACUUGCCCAAGACAGGGCUACUUCGUUCAUCCAAAGAGUUGCAACAGAUUCUAUCGUUGCGUCAAAUUCAAUCAGGAAGUAGAAGAUUACUCGGUCUUUGAGUUCGAUUGUCCAGCAGGAUUGGCUUUCGACGAACGUACAGAAGUCUGCGUUUGGCCAGGAUCGUUGCCUCAAGGAUCACCAUGUCCAGGAAGCAGUGAGAUUGCUCCUGUGACUCGAGUAAGGUUCGAAUGUCCUUCGACUCCGGGAUACUACGCGGAUCCCCAAAAUCCUCGUUGGUUCUUCGCUUGCAUGGACUUAGGCGGCCCAGAAAUGAUGGCAUUCGAAUUCCGUUGUCCCUUCGGACUGAUCUUCGAUGAGCACAAAUUAGUUUGCGAAUGGCCUUGGUUGGUGCCAGGGUAUUCAGAAGGUGGUUACUCCACUCAAAGUGGUGAUGGAUACUUCACUGGUGGAUUGUCCCAUGGGUAUACUAGUCAAGGUGGAAUAUACACUGGAACAACAGCAGGCAUUGACUAUUCAGGAUCGACAGGCGGAUACUCUGGAUACUCAGGAUUCUCUGGAGCAGCUGGCGUAGGACACGCAGGAUCAACCGUUGGUGGACAUGGAUCUUCCUUUGGUCAGGGAUCAGUUGGAUACACAGGAACAACUGGAAGCGGGUACACUGGAUCAGGAGGAGCGCAAAUUGGAACUGGUUACUCUACUGGUGGUUACGGUGGGUCAACUGGCAAAGGAGGAUCAGUUAGUGGAAGCUACGGAGGUCAAUCUGGCACAGGAUACUCCAAACCUGGCACUGAUUAUUCUGGAUCUAAUGGAGUGUACACUGGGCAUACUGGAUCUGGCUUGGAGUACACGGGAGCAACUGGCCAAGCAUCCAUUGGAUCAAGUUAUGCUGGCAAAGGAACCACAGUUCAUUCAGGAGCUGGCGGAAUUUAUAGCGGAGCAACUGGCCAAGCAUCCAUUGGAUCAGGUUAUGGUGGCAAAGGAACUACAGUUCAUUCAGGAGCUGGCGGAAUUUAUAGCGCAGCAACUGGUGGAUCAGGACAUUUCGGACAAUCAGGAUAUUCUGGCACAACUAGUAAUAUUCAUGGAGGAGCUGGAUACAUAGGCUCCACUGGUAAAGUUGGAGGAGGAAUAGAUUACUCUGGAUCAACGAUUGGUGUCCACGGAGGAUCCGGUUAUUCGGGAGCAACUGGAAAUGUUGGAGGAGGAAAUGAUUACUCAGGAUCAACUGAUAAAGUUGGAGGAGGAAUAGAUUACUCGGGAGCAACGACUGGUGUUCAUGGAGGAUGUGAUUAUUCAGGAUCAACUGGUAAAGUUGGAGGAGGAUCAGGAUGCUCAGGAUCAACUGGCAAUGUUGGAGGAGGAUCAGGAUACUCAGGANCAACUGGCAAUGUUGGAGGAGGAUCAGGAUACUCAGGAUCAACUGUUGGUGUUCAUGGAGGAUCAGACUAUUCAGGAUCAACUGGCAAUGUUGAAGGAGGAUCAGGAUACUCAGGAUCAACUGUUGGUGUUCAUGGAGCAUCAGGCUACUCAGGAUCAACUGUUGGUGUUCAUGCAGGAUCAGACUAUUCAGGAUCAACUGGUAAUGUUGAAGGAGGAUCAGGAUAUUCAGGAUCAACAGUUGGUGUCCAUGGAGGAUCAGACUAUUCAGGUUCAACUGGUAAUGUUGGAGGAUCUGGCUACUCAGGUUCAACAAUUAUUGUCGGAGGAUCCGAUGGAACAGGAUACGAGGGAGCUAACGCUGGAGGAUAUAAAGGCUCAACUGGUGGAGGAUAUACAGGACCGACAACUAGUGCUCAUGCUGGUAGCAUAGGUGGAGGAUUUACAGUACCAGUUGAUAGAGGAUAUACAGGAUCAACUAGUGAUGCUCACGCCGGAGUUGGAUAUGUGGGUACUACCGUUGGAGGAUACCAAGGGUCUACGAGUGGAAGCCACGUUGGAUUUUCUGGCUCAUCUUCAUCAGGAUAUACACCAGGAGGCUAUACUCCAGGAAUAAAAACUGGUACUGGUGUAUCUGGGGUUCAGUACACUGGAUCCCAUUUGGGAGGUUCCCAAACUGGAACUUCAACUGGUCAAACGAUAAUUUAUGGUAUCCAACAUCCUCAAACAGAAAUUUACCGCUUGUCUGGCACGACAGACACAGGAACAACCUAUGUUCAGAAACCUGAAAAGCCGGGAGUUAAUUGUGUGUCCACUUGUGUCACCUCUCAACAACCAGUUGAACAAACUUACUCAACAGGAGGUUACAUAUCUGGUCACGAAGGCUCCGGUGGAAUAUUCCCAGGCCAAAAAGGAGUAACUUCGACCUACUUCGGUAGCACAGGUGCCCAAGGAUACGACCAAGGUGUUGUCACAUCUGGAACGACAGUUUAUCAAGGUAGCAAUGGCUACACUGGCGGCUACCAAGGAAUCGGAGGCAAAGACAAUCUAAACAUCACCUUCGUCGGUGGUCAAGUACCUUCCUCUAGCACCACUUACCACGGAAUCGGCAAACCGUCCAUUGGCUACGGUGGCACAGGCUCAACGGGAACCAUAGCAACCGGAAACAGCGUUCCAGGAUCGAUCAUCACAGGAAACUCUUCUCCAGGCACCCUGUUCACUUACGGAGAAACUCCAGGCACAGUGAUCUCAGGAUAUUCUGAUCAAGGCACUGUAGUAACCGGAGACAGCCAACCAGGAUACAUAAAAACUGGCAGUGGUACACCUGGCUACGUAAUCAACAAAGGAGUAAAGACCAUCUAUACUGGUUCAGGUAGUCCUGGAACAGCGGUGUAUGGAACUUCUGCGCCAGGUGUCGUCUUAACUGGAGCACCUGACUCUGGCACGGUUCUGAAAGGACAAUCCAGUCCUGGAAUUGUUCUCACAGGACAAACAGCUCCAGGAGUGUCCAUCCAUGGAGCGUCUGAUCAAGGAACAGUCAUUGGUUCAACGGGACAUCAACUAUUCACUGACUCAGGUUACUCACAGCCAGGUGUCACUGCAGGCCCUGGGUAUGGAACAAAGAUCGGAGUUGGCUCCACUACUCAGAACACUGGAUACAAGAUCAACGAGUACCACGAUAACGGAGGACGUGGCACUAUCAAGUUUAACAAUGGCGACGUGACUACUAAAUACACAGAGAAUGACAUCCCAGAUUACAGACCAGGUGGAGGUAACAUUCUUCCUGACACCCUUCUUCCUGGAUACAACGCAGGCAGCCAAACUUCAUCUGGAUUCACCAAGACAGGACCGACGAAGACAGGAAUCACUACAGCUACAUUGGGCGGUCGUGGUAGCUACGUAAUCAGCACAGGACAAACGCGUCCAACGAUCAAGCCCGACAGUAUAGGCGAGAAAGCUUUCGAAGGCAACGUGGCAGGGUUCACUAAAACAUCUACAGAAGGCAGCGUGAAUCUGUAUCAAGGAUCCACGCAGUCUCAAAACGUGAACUACGUAGACACAUCUAAAAUUACCUUAGGCCCAGCGAAACCUACCGGUUACACGUACCCCAAACCAAGUAUCGCGUUUGAGACUGGUAUCAAAUCGACUACAGAAGUUCCAGAUUUCUCAACGCCUAGCGGUGUCCUCACAGGAACAACGCCAACGCCAUUCUUGAACGUUGAAGUGUACAAUUCGCCGAAGUUAGUCGGGCCAACUGCCUCGCCUGGUGUUGUGAAGAUCGAUUCCACGCAAGGUUACUAUCAAGGCAAAGUCCCUACUGGAUUCAUCAGCGGACCGACUCCAACUAUUACAACUACAGGCUACGCUGGAUCUCUGGAUGAUUACAAGACCACUGCCUUUAACUCUGUUAAGGUUCCAGGCGUGUCGACGGCGCGACCAGUGAUCGACACUGUGUACAAGAUCUCGACGCCGGUUUCUGCGCCAGAGGGCCAAGACAAGUUUGGAGGAAAUGUUCAGACUGGAUCCGUAUCCACCCAGUUCAAUUAUGAAACGAAAACUUCGCAGGAAGAUGGAUAUGGACAACAGAACGGCUUCAUUUCAAGCACAACACAGCCGUCUGUGUUUGGAGUGACGUCCACCUACACGAUCUCUAAACCCAGACCGUUUGGACCGGGUAUUUCUGUAACUCAGCAGCCUGAGAUUAAUUAUGUGUCUUCUACGUCUUCUGGCUCGGAGUAUUUCGACAGCAAGAGUUCUUUCGGACAAAGGGUGACUUCUUCGGGCAUCUCGGGGUCUCUGAAGCCACAGACUCAGUACCUGCCAAGCGACUCCCCAGGACCCGUCAUAAAGCUAACCCCACUGCCAGACAUCACCUACCAACAAUCAACACCGAUCGUGCCAGUGACGCUAACCGGUCAAUCUCCAACGAACGUCGAAAUCUCCAGGAACGAAGUUGGAAAGCUCGUCACGAACUACAACAGAGGCACUACCAAAUACGUGCCCAGUCAGUACGACAUCUACACGCCAGGAGUACUAACUGGAGGCAACUACCCUAAAUCACAGACCUCGUUAUACGGCUCGACACCAGCUCCAUUUGGAAGAACUCAGUUCUCCAGUGGAUUCUCGUCAACCUCUUCUGGCAUUUCGUACGAAACCACUGCCAAAACCACUGCCGUUGGUAAGGCAAAGGUGAUCGUUAAGUGGAGCGACCUGCAUCCUCUCCUUCUGGGCAAACUUGGCGCCGAAUGUACCUGCAAAGGAGAUCCUUUCGCCAACCUUAGGGGUCCCGGUUCGAAAUUGAUCAACUCGUCUAAGGGCAAAGUGGAUUUGUCUAAUUAUGACGAGUCUGAUAUCUAUGUAGACCUCGACAAAGAUAACGGUUCCUACGAGGACAACGAUUACACGUCCAACUACGAUUCUACGUCUGCGAGGCCCUUCAAACUCUGGCCGAUCGAGACACCAGCUCCAGUAUCGAGCUCCGAGGAUUCUCAGAUUUCACAGAAACCUUCUUCCGCUUAUCUACCCAGUGUCACGUCUUCGGCAGGUCUCCACGGCAGUGUUCCGCCGACUCCAGCUGUCAGCCAAGGGUUCACUGCUAACUACAGGUCAGGAAAGAGCUUGAACGACGAUGGAUCCACUGCGAAUUCCGUUGGGAAGGGAGCUUCCUUCGAUCGUUAUGGGCCUGGAGGACUUCGUGAUUCGGAGGAGGUCCUCGAAGGUGCCACCAACUGUGCCAGGCCUGGUCUGUUCAGACACCCGAACUUCUGCAACAAAUUCUACGCUUGCCACUGGGACGAAUGGAAGAAGAAGUUCACGUUGCACGUGUUCAACUGCCCAGUGCAUCUGACAUUCGACAACGGCGCAGGUGCCUGCAACUGGCCCAGCAUGGGGCCAGCCUGCCAGGACGAUAAUCUGCUAGUUUAAGACGGUCCGCUGUUGACGGACAGCCGGACCGAUCUCGGAUACUGCGGCAUUUUUGUUUCUUAUCAGCACUAUCUUUAAACUCUCUAUGCGCAGGAUUGCACUUCGCGAGUAGCAAAGAACUUAACGUGAAUUUCUCCACGCGAAGGUUCAACCUUCGACAAUGUGCUCUGUAGCCGUCUUCACUUGUUUACGAAUUAUUUUCACUUUAAGCUGCGAAUGAGAUAUUUACAUUCGGGAAAGUUAUAAAUUUCGACAGAUAAUUUUAGUUGAACUUGGUUUUUUUAAACUGAUAUAAUUAGGAACGAUGGGCUUUAGUGGAAAUUAUUGAAGAUUCAGUCACUUCGGUUCUAGCACUUCGGAAUGGAUCGAUUUUCAUUUCUCUUUUAAAUCAGCCUUUACUUUUAAAUAAUUUCCAACCAGGGUUACACAGCUCGAUAAAUUAUUCAAGCCGGUAACAUUGACAAGCAACGGAUCGCGGAGGCAGCGCACAAUUCUAACAAGGUAACGGUACACGCUUAAUUUCUUUGCAUACCGUCGCGAAACCCGCGGAACGGGUGUAACAAAGUGCUUUCCGGAGGUAACGAGGAUCAAGACAAAGAAGAAGAAAGAUCCAAGGCGAUCGAGGUACGGCAACGCGAAAGCACACUGUCCGGGAGGUGAAAGUCAAGCUGUGUGCUCAACGAUCCAAAUCGCGGGAACUCGAUGGCCUGCGCGAUUCGAUGUCGCCGGGAAAUCAUUGUAAAUAACCGUC